CCCAAUUCAUGGGUAAUCAGAAACCCUAGGACACUCCUAUAAAACAUUUUGUUCCGGUGUCAAGUAAUACGCCUCUGGGAUCCAUACGCAAAGGAGCAAAAAUGGCGGUACCUUUGCUAACGAAGAAGGUGGUGAAGAAGAGGUCUGCCAAGUUCAUCAGACCCCAAAGCGACCGUAGAAUCACCGUCAAGGAAAGCUGGAGAAGACCAAAGGGUAUUGAUUCCAGAGUGAGGAGAAAGUUCAAAGGUGUCACUUUGAUGCCCAAUGUUGGUUACGGAUCUGACAAGAAGACCCGUCACUAUCUCCCCAAUGGAUUCAAGAAGUUCGUUGUUCACAACACAAGUGAUCUUGAGUUGCUGAUGAUGCACAACAGGACUUACUGCGCAGAGAUUGCCCACAACGUUUCCACCAAGAAGAGAAAGGCUAUUGUGGAGAGAGCUUCUCAGCUAGACAUUGUCGUUACCAACAGGCUUGCUAGGUUGCGUAGCCAGGAAGACGAGUAAAAACAUGCCCCUAACUAGGGUUACUUUUUAUUGGUCAUUGCCAAUUUUUCAGUUUAUUAUCUGUUUUGUCAUUCGAUACAAUUUCACAUAUUUUUAAAGUAAAACAAUUGUGCCGUA
Brassica napus (rape) is the source of this 620-nucleotide messenger RNA. RefSeq names its product 60S ribosomal protein L32-1. Gene Ontology annotation, molecular function: structural constituent of ribosome. The record is from RefSeq and is a predicted model, not a curated record. Lineage: Eukaryota; Viridiplantae; Streptophyta; Magnoliopsida; Brassicales; Brassicaceae. Gene Ontology annotation, biological process: translation. The coding region runs from base 102 to 503 and encodes 133 amino acids. Gene Ontology annotation, cellular component: ribosome; cytosolic large ribosomal subunit. The transcript has 2 exons.